This is a messenger RNA of Aureobasidium pullulans EXF-150, 648 nucleotides long. RefSeq lists its product as uncharacterized. The record is from RefSeq and is a predicted model, not a curated record. The coding region runs from base 1 to 648 and encodes 215 amino acids. The transcript is spliced from 2 exons. Lineage: Eukaryota; Fungi; Ascomycota; Dothideomycetes; Dothideales; Saccotheciaceae.
AUGCUGGCUCUACUCAUCCUCGGACUAUGCGUCCUGUGCGCCGCACAAAGCAUAGGUCUCACCUUCUCGCUACACUUAAUCGGCGAGUGCCCUGUCAUCGGCUCAUUAGAAGCCAUCACAUUCACCACCGCCUCUUUCCUCAACACAUUCGAAUGCUUCAACAUCGAAGAUCUCUUCUCCGUCAAUACUUCCGAUAGCUACGGCUCCCGCAGUUACCGCACACUAUCAAGCUCAGACCCCGACACAAACGACUGGCGCCUCUCCAACGCACUCGCCUACUCCAACCAAACCGACUACUCCACAAUCUUGUAUCAUCAAAACCCGCCUUCUGGGCUUCCGCAGGAAAAGGGUCAAGAUGCCCUUCGUCUUCUGGAAGUGUACGCCGGUAAGGGUUGCGAACAGGCAAACACCCAUUCCGACACCAUCCAUCCUAUCCUCGGUUGGUCUUGUUCGAGUUCGAGAGCUGGAGAUUGUUAUGAUGUCGGGUACAACAUCAUGAGCUUUAAGAUUGGUCCGGCCAUCGUCAACAGUAGACCCCAGGGUUGUUGGACCCCCUCGACAGGGAUGGGUGCGAAGAGGCUUGGUAGCAGCAAAUUUGCAGCUAUCGCAGGAGUCACGGUCACGUUCAUGGCAGCGUUCUUGAGCUGA